Molecule: messenger RNA, 336 nt
Organism: Nakaseomyces glabratus
Lineage: Eukaryota; Fungi; Ascomycota; Saccharomycetes; Saccharomycetales; Saccharomycetaceae
Gene: COX23
Product: Cox23p
Biological process (GO): mitochondrial respiratory chain complex assembly
Cellular component (GO): mitochondrion
Source: RefSeq, a predicted model, not a curated record
AUGGCUGCUGAUGAAGACAUUAUUAAGGAUGGGAACUAUGACCCACAUGUGCAAACCGACAAAGACAAGGUUGAUUAUGCACCAAAAGGCGUUGAUACAACAGAAUAUAGGUAUUAUCCUGAUAAUCCAGAGUCUACACUGAAUAAGUACAGAUUUGCAAUGAAAGAUCACAGUCAAUACUAUGAUCCUUGUCAGGAGUCUGCCAAGAUGAGUUUUAAGUGCCUUGAGCUAAACGACUAUGAUAGGGACCAAUGCAAAGAAUACUUUGAUGCUUACCGUGAAUGUAAGAAGCAGUGGCUAGAAGCACGUAGAAAGGACAGAACAAAUUGGAGUUGA